AUGCACAGCAGAAAGGGUGAGGGUGCACAGCAGCAUCGCCACCCUGACAGCAAAAGCAAAGUGUCUCGAGCAACGCUGAAACUGCAUGCCACCUUCGACGCGUGCGCACAAGGGUUGCGGAGAGUGCAUGUUGGCUGUGAUUUCGCCGGCGGCAUCGCCAUCCACGCAUCGUCCUCUCACAUUCCAGCUCUGACUCCCUAUGAUGGCCUUGGAGCCGCACCGAGAACCGCACUUUUUCCGAUCCCCGACGUAGAUCAAACUUGA
Pseudozyma hubeiensis SY62 is the source of this 264-nucleotide messenger RNA. Its product is annotated as predicted helicase. Lineage: Eukaryota; Fungi; Basidiomycota; Ustilaginomycetes; Ustilaginales; Ustilaginaceae. Bases 1 to 264 code for a protein of 87 amino acids. The transcript has a single exon. The record is from RefSeq and is a predicted model, not a curated record.